CCGCAAAGUCCAACAUUUUGACUCCAUACUCUUAGGAACACCAUCUUCAAGCCGUCAUCAAUGCCGCCGCUGUUGGCGGCAAGAUCGGGCAGCUCUACAUCCCUACUCCAGAUGCUGUUUCCAGCAAGCUGAAGUAUGACGAGCUGUAUCCUCGGCGUUGGGUGCAGCCAGCCACCUACAUUCGCUUUUCGUCCACCGUAGAAGACUGCAACGGUACCCAGUAUUGCAUGACCAGUGAGGACGAUGCAUUCUUGAAGUCGUUGAACGCGAAGAAACCCGCAACGGCCCAAUGUUCCGAAGACCAUUUCGAGGAGGCAAUGGACUUCUUCGAGCGCAUCUCGCACGAGAAGCAACCAUUCGCCGCUGUAGACAACACCCCCGUUUUGCCGUACGAGGAAAUGGAGAGCAGUUUCGACGAGACCGUUAGUGAUCCGGCUCGGAAAUAUGCAAAGGACGUCUACGACCACUGGAAGCAGCAACGCCUGAAGCGCGGAAACCGCGAUCUGAUGCCCUCAUUGAAGUUUGAGACCAACCUUGACACAGAUGAUGCGGACCCGUACGUAUGUUUUAGGCGGCGCGAGGUCCGCCAAGCUCGGAAGACCCGUGGCAGAGACGCCCAGGUGACUGAAAAGCUCAAGAAACUGAGACAUGAACUAGAGGAAGCAAGAAAUUUGAUGAACCUAGUGAAACAGCGAGAAGCAUUGCGGAGGGAAGAGCUGGCAAAUGACAGGCUUAUCUUCGAGAAGAGAAUGGAGGUUAAGGAGGUCAAAAGAAACCUCGGUAUCAAAGGCGAAGAUGAAGACCUCAUCAACCAAAAGCCAGCACCAAAGCCCAAGCCCAAGCUCGAUGCAAGUGCCAUCCAGCGUGGCGUGCCUGGUAUGGUAUCGAAACCUCAACUCUCGCGUGUGGAUGGCCGCCCUCUGGACAAUGAUCUCAUCACUCUCGAGGAGCAAAUUGCUAAGAGGGAAGAUGAGAUUACGCGGUCGAUCGAGAUAAACAAAGAAAAGCACCGCGAAUGGAACAAACAUUACGUGGAUGUCACCUGGAGAGCAAUAACGCCACCUUUGGAGGAGAAUAUCCAGCCUGCUUUUCGCACUGCCAUCACACAAUAUUUGCCGACUCCUCCUGCAUCGAUCUCGUCGGAGGUUUCGGGAGACAAUGCAAACUCUGGCAAUAUGGAGCCGAAGCAUGGUGACAACGCUUUGGUUCGCUAUGCCACUCCACCCCAGGAGACUUUUCAGGGACGACCUUCGUUUAGGCGAAGAACGGGCCGGGGUGGACGACUUAUGAUCGAUAGGCGAGGGCUCAAGCGACCCGCAACUGAUGACAUCAAUGAUCGUGCAGCGGAACGGUACAAGUAUGAUCAGGACAGCGAUGAAGAGGAUUGUACAAUUCCGAUCGACUUCUACGCUGACGCAGCCAUCAAGUACCGCAUCAUAAUGGACAGAGCUGUGUCCAGGGAAGCUGCAGCACAUGCAGCACAAGCGGCGCAUGCGCAACAAGCAGCUGCAGCGCGCCGGAGCAUCGGCGCGGCUGGAAUGCAAUCGGGGCAAUCAGCACAGAUGGCUCAUCCGAUACAACAGCAACAACGGAUAGCCAACGGCCCAAGCUGAAAAGUCAGGCUCAACUGUUGCUGUCCCAGAUUUUUGUUUGCCUCUUCAUGCAUGCAGCGUGGUGAAUAAGAGACGUGCCGGAUUCAGGCGCCACAAAUCUGUUUACCACGCAUCAACCCCCUCGGCAUUCAAUUGCCUAUUGCUCUCCCGGCCAGCCUUCAAUGACGAUAACGAUAGGAUAUACCAUUGUCGAAUCAGCGUUUUAGAUUCUCGAACCGGUAAGCUGAAGCUUGUUAUGUACAGUAAUGGAAACCGGUUCGGAGGCAACUUUUUUUCUGAGGGGAGACGAUUCCUGGAUCGAGUCGAACAGGGCUUUUGGAAGUUCACCAGCCAUUGCAGCGAGGCCCGAGACAUGUAAAGUAUCGACGAUGGUGGAGCGGAUGUGACGGAGGGCGAAAUAAUAUCCCCAAAAAGCAGCAUAGACUCG
Aplosporella prunicola CBS 121167 is the source of this 2040-nucleotide messenger RNA. RefSeq lists its product as uncharacterized. The transcript is spliced from 2 exons. The record is from RefSeq and is a predicted model, not a curated record. NCBI's taxonomy places the organism in Eukaryota, Fungi, Ascomycota, Dothideomycetes, Botryosphaeriales, Aplosporellaceae. Bases 228 to 1613 code for a protein of 461 amino acids. Gene Ontology annotation, cellular component: piccolo histone acetyltransferase complex. Gene Ontology annotation, biological process: regulation of transcription by RNA polymerase II.